This is a messenger RNA of Tetrahymena thermophila SB210, 2775 nucleotides long. RefSeq names its product EF-hand protein. The record is from RefSeq and is a predicted model, not a curated record. The transcript has a single exon. NCBI's taxonomy places the organism in Eukaryota, Ciliophora, Oligohymenophorea, Hymenostomatida, Tetrahymenidae. Gene Ontology annotation, molecular function: calcium ion binding.
AUGGAAAAGCAUUUAGAAUAUCUCAAUUAGCUUGAUAAAAAUGAAAUCGAUAAUUUUAAGAGGACUUAUAUGCACAACUUAGUUACGAUGAAAUGGCUAAAAAUUAGGUAUUUAGAUAAAGCUAAAAAACAAUACCUCUUCUUUCCUGAUGAGCUACAUAAACAUUACGAAAUAAAUGAACUUUUCAGAGGUUUUGAUGCAGAUCAUUCGGAAGGUAUUGACAUCCAAGAACUUAUUAAUAUGUUCAAAGAUAAUAAAAUAAAUCUUGAUAGGUAGGAUGUUGAUUCUAUCUUUAAAAUUAUAGACUUUAAUGGAGAUCAUACACUAAAUCUUAGUGAGUUUAAAUAGAGUGUUUUUAGUGAUGAAAUUAAUUCCUAAUUUGCUAAAGUAAUGAGAGAGUUGAGAGAAAAAAUUGAUAAGAAAGAAGAGUCAGAGAGGAAGAAGAAAGAAGCAAAUUAUUUAUCGUAAUUAGGUUUAGGCGAGAGUGUAUCGACAUAGGAGAUAAAAUCUCAAAGAUAACUCGAGUAGAAUAACAAACUCUAAAAGAAGCUUACAAGGAUUUUUAUAAGAUAACCUUCCUUAACAAAUAACUAGUUUGGUAGCAAUAGCAGUAACAAUAAUUAAAAAGAGCAGAUUUCCUCAAGAUCAAAUAAUGAGAAAAAUUAAUCGGAGAAUAAAUUAGAAAAAAAAGAUGGAGAGGAAUUAGAAGAUAAAGUUUAAAGAGUUGUGCCCACUACAUUUUCAUCUAUGGUGGAAUUUUUUAGUUAUAAUUUUUAAAGAAAAGAAAUGAUUAAAAAGUGUAAAUAACUCCAUUCAACUUAGGUAGGCUAGAAACUAAACGAAUUGUCAAACUUACUUACACUUAAUUCCAAAUACUCAGAGCAUACAAUUUAAAAGAUACAAAAAUUUACUAACAAAAAUCGCUUCCACUCCUUCAAUCUCUUAAGUGAUAUUGAAAAUGAGCACAACGACAGACUCAGUGAUGAUUAAACUGAAACUGGAAAAGAUAAGCAAUUGGAUAAAAAUAACUCUUCGCAAACUAAUUAAGAGAAGAGUUUUAGAAAAACGAUUUCUUAUAGCCUUAGUCCUAAUAAAUAUCAAAAUAAUGACCAGUAAAUUUAAAGCAUCCCAGAAAUAGACAGUUUUGAAAAAUCGAGUGUAAAAAAUAAAAAUAAAAAUGAAGAAUUCCAGAUAUCUUAGAUCAUAAGCUCUCCUCAGUUAACUUCUGAAGCCCUAAAAUCAUCUCACAGACUGAAUGUUUCCUAAAAUGCCUGUCAAUCAAAAUAAACUAUUAAGAAAAAACAUUUGAGCAGUGAUAUAUCUCAUUCAACUCAAGAUAAAACAAACAUUUAAUCCUAGUAAUAGCUUAAUAUCGCUUCAUUAAAUUUCUUAUCUUCAGUAAAUUAAUAACUACCUCAUGAACAGCCGCAUAUAUAAAUUACGUAAUUUACACCUCAAAACAUAUAAAAGUUAAAUUUUAAUAAAACUAAUCUGAAGUUGAAAUUAAAUAACUCAAGUUUAUAUUAAUAACAACCCAAUCAGUAAGAUUAGUAAAAUAAAACUGUAAACUCUAGUCGAAAUAGCCCUGCAAAGCGCCAACUUAACAAAUUAUAAAAAAUAAUAAAUGAAUAAGAGUAAAUGAAAUUAGCAUCAAUUCAAAAAUUUAUUCAAAAUAAACCUAGUAGAAAACAAUCAUAGACCAGCUAUGGUUUAAAAAGAAUAUAAAUAUAUAAACCUCAAAAUUUCAAUAUAAACAAUAAUAAAAAUAAACAAAGUGAUCAUAGCAGUACCUAAAUGUAAAAUAGUAUGAUAAAUUCAUAGAUUGAGGACUAUUAUAAUGACACUCACCUAUUAAAUGGAUCGAUUAACGAAAAUAGUAAUAAAUUAUAUUUAUAUAAUAAUCCUUUUAGUAAAAAGAAGAGAUCAAGUCAUUAUAUGAGCUAAACAAUUACUUCAAGCAAGCAAAAUUACUAUAACUCUCUAUAAAAUUCUCCUAGAAUGAAUUAAAACUCUAAAUUCGGAAGCUAAAAGCCAUCUUAAUCUGAAACUCAAGCAACAUCUUAGGUAUCUCUUCUUGAUGAGGGAGUAUAAAAUGAUAAGAAAAUUUAGAAACAACAGUUUAUGUUCAACUAAGGUAACAAAAUCUAAAUAAGGAGUAAAUAAAAAUAAAAUUCUGAUAUCUAAUUCCUUAAUUAACCAUAAAAAAAUGAAAGUUUACCUUAUAAUUUAAUUCUAAAAUAAAGAAACGCUUCUCUUCCUCAUUUUGUUUAAAAUGCUCCAAUAAUUUAGCAAAAUAGAAGUUCAUAAAAUAUUAGUAGUUCUUAAUUAAAGAAUUUGCUCCUAUUUGACAAAAAGGAAUAACAUUUAAAUAAUGAAGGAUAUAUUAAGAGAGAUCAAUAAAAUGAUUAAAAUUUGUCUAAUACAAAUAAUUAUUUCUAAAAUAAGCAAAUAUAUUUUUCAAAGUUAAAAUAAGAUAAAGAGGAUACAAUACAAGGAACAGAAUAGAGUAAAUAAGGAGAAAAAAUGAGAAGAUAGUAAUUAUAUUAUUAAUAGUUACAAAAUAUUAAAUUACCUAAUUAGAAUUACAAUUUAAAUCUAGGAAUAAACAAUUUUUAUCAAAAUUAUAAAAAAAAGAUGGAUUCUACAACCAUGUUUAAAAGUACAAAUGGUUAGACCACUACACCAUCAACAAUAAAUGAAAGCCUGAUGGCUACCUUGAAUAAUUUUAAUUGCCUAUAGAAGAAUAUAAAUAGUAAUUAAUAAGAAUAAAAUUGA